ACCGAUAAAGGAACAAAUUGCGUGCCCAGGGGAAAAAUAAAAGCUGUAGGCCUUUACAUGUCCACUCCGUCUGCUGUCAUUAUGAGGAGGUAAAGCUUGCAGGGCAUCUAAAUCGCAGAGGUUGAGGUCAAGUGUUUGGAGAAUUGGCAAAAAUGGGCGACAGCGCGGAGGAGCUCGAGGCUCAUGCAGCCCAAAAUGGAAGCUGGGCAAGAACCGCAAAGGAUCUAUCCUCAGGUGCCGCUGGAGGUGUCGCGCAGGUACUGCUAGGUCAACCAUUUGAUAUCAUCAAAGUACGGCUCCAAACGACAUCCAAAUAUCCCAACGCUGUGUCAUGUGCGACCUCGAUCUUUCGAAAUGAAGGACCUACAGCGUUCUAUAAAGGAACCUUGACCCCCCUCAUUGGUAUCGGGGCUUGUGUCUCUGUGCAGUUCGGCGCCUUUCAUUACGCCCGCCGUGCUUUCGAGGAGCGGAAUCUGAAAGCCAACCGACCUGCCGACCUAUCCUAUGGCCAAUACUAUCUUUCCGGUGCCUUCGCUGGUCUUACCAACUCGGUUCUGUCAGGCCCCAUAGAGCAUGUCAGAAUUCGACUCCAGACUCAACCUCACGGGGCUGAUCGGCUGUACAGUGGACCCCUGGACUGUAUCAAGAAGCUGUCCGCUCAUGAGGGCGUGCUUCGUGGUCUCUACCGUGGCCAAGCCGUGACUUACUGGCGUGAAGCCCAGGCCUACGGUGUCUGGUUCCUUACAUUUGAGUAUCUUAUGGCGCAAGACAUGAAACGCAACAAUGUCAAGCGGUCUGAAAUCUCGUCUCCUAAGAUCGCAUUUUACGGCGGAUUGGCUGGCGAGGCAUUGUGGAUUGCAAGCUACCCAUUUGAUGUGGUCAAGAGUAAGAUGCAGACUGAUGGCUUUGGGCCCGAUCAAAAAUACAAGUCCAUGCGGGAUUGUUUUGCAAAGACCUGGAUGGUCGAAGGCAUGAGAGGCUUCUGGAAAGGUAUCGUGCCAACACUGGCUAGAGCGAUGCCCGUCAGUGCGGGCACCUUUGCAGUUGUUGAGAUGACCAUGCGCGCUCUUAGCUGAGCUGAUCAAAAGAGGUCGAUCCAUUGGAUGGCUUUAUUGGGCUUUUAGUAGCUGAGGACGGCUUCCAUAUCGAACAUGUGUUUAAACGAAUUGGGGAGUUACAAGCCAACGGGUUGGUGGGUGGCCGAAGGGUGU
Messenger RNA from Exophiala viscosa, 1211 nucleotides. Its product is annotated as MC family mitochondrial carrier protein. Gene Ontology annotation, biological process: mitochondrial L-ornithine transmembrane transport. NCBI's taxonomy places the organism in Eukaryota, Fungi, Ascomycota, Eurotiomycetes, Chaetothyriales, Herpotrichiellaceae. Gene Ontology annotation, molecular function: L-ornithine transmembrane transporter activity. Gene Ontology annotation, cellular component: mitochondrion. The transcript is spliced from 4 exons. Bases 153 to 1076 code for a protein of 307 amino acids. The record is from RefSeq and is a predicted model, not a curated record.